Molecule: messenger RNA, 777 nt
Organism: Sclerotinia sclerotiorum 1980 UF-70
Lineage: Eukaryota; Fungi; Ascomycota; Leotiomycetes; Helotiales; Sclerotiniaceae
Exons: 4
Coding region: 1-777 (258 amino acids)
Source: RefSeq, a predicted model, not a curated record
AUGUCUAAACUCUCACCCUCCUUGAAAGCCUUGAUAAGCGCACCACAUGCCCGUCCUGGAUAUGCUCCUGCACCCAAAAAUAUCCGCGCAGUAUUCCAAAAGAUAAAGGAGGAAGCCUCCACGAACAAUGUUGGACUGGCAUCAUGGCUGACAAUCUCGACAGCUGCGACUAUGACGAUGAAUUCUCCCGACUCAAUGUUGGAGCUCUUCCGACUUGCGACUAAGGACAAGGAUCAUGCGCAGACGGUGAAAACCGUGGAGCAGAUGAGGGAAGUAGGCUUGAAAUAUUCCAAGAACAAUCAAUGUUCUAGUGAAUUGGAAAGUACCAAUGUUGAAGACACCAAAAUCCGAGGUCGCGGACUAUGGGAUUCCAUUUACCGGCCCUUUGAAGCAAAAUUACUCGACAAGCUCGCAGAAUCGCAUCCAGAUCUCCCUGUUUUCAUUCUGAAUUGUUACUCAAGCCUCUUCAGCGACCCUCCUAUUUCAUCACGACCAGUAAAGAUCGGCAGAGUUCUGACAAGUUUGAUCGGUAUAACAUGCUUAAGAGCACAAACAGGAGUGGGUCCACAGGUCACCAGCCAUGUAUUUGGUUUACGGAAAGCGUUUGAGGAUGGUACGUAUAAAGCAUCCGGCGAAGAACCUGUGGAGGGAGGAGAAUGGUUAGCAGGUGAAGAAGGAAAUGCAUGGAUUCUUAAUACAGUAGAUAAGAUCGUCGAAGCUAUUGGUGGAGCGAGUAGAGGAACGACAUUCGCGCCUGGUAUUAAAGCAAAAUUAUAG